This is a messenger RNA of Populus nigra (black poplar), 1505 nucleotides long. RefSeq names its product protein MICROTUBULE BINDING PROTEIN 2C. Gene Ontology annotation, biological process: plasmodesmata-mediated intercellular transport. The coding region runs from base 172 to 1242 and encodes 356 amino acids. The record is from RefSeq and is a predicted model, not a curated record. Gene Ontology annotation, molecular function: microtubule binding. Lineage: Eukaryota; Viridiplantae; Streptophyta; Magnoliopsida; Malpighiales; Salicaceae. The transcript has 5 exons.
AGCGUUAAAGCGUGUUUUACGAAAUUUCAAAAUUGAAGUCCUUACUGGUAAACUCUCUCUUUCCUGUGAGCCUGCAAUUGCAACUCCCUCAAAAUUUCCAAGAAAGAAGACUCUCUCCCUCAAAAUUCUCAGUAAAGAAGAGUAGAAAGAAAGGAAAGGAAGAGGAAGAGGAUGUACGAGGCUCAACGUUUUGUAGAUUUGCAGCAGAAUUCCAGCAAUUUUGGAGACCCAAAAUCAUGGCUUUCGGAAGACAGCAACAGCAAUGCUUCCCCGACUCACCACCCAAAUCACUCUCAACUCGCUUCUUCUGCAGGUGGGAAUGUCGAUCGUGUCCUCUUCAACGAUCUUGUCGAAAUGGUUCCCCUCGUCCAGUCCCUCAUUGAUCGAAAAGUGAGCACUUCAUUUACACGGAGAGGUUCGGUGAUUUACACCAAGACUCCUUCUAGAGAAUCCUUAUCCAAAAAGAUGAUUGAUCCUAGAGGCAGAAAUACUUGCCAAUCUAUUCCAACAAAAAAGAAAAUGGACCAUGGUGAUAAGGAUCAAGGUAAAACUGCUAAUGAUAAUCAAGAUGCCGAUAGCUUCGCAAUCCUUUCUUCCUCCAGGGCUGUGCCGACAGGGAAGGAUGCGGAAGAGUUAAUCGCUUUAAGGGAGCAGGUGGAAGAUCUGCAAAGGAAAUUGUUGGAGAAAGAUGAGCUUUUGAAAUCAGCAGAAGUUUCAAAGAAUCAGAUGAAUGCUGUUCAUGCCGAAUUCGAUGAAGCCAAACUCCAAGUUGCAGAAAAGGACUCAUUAAUUAAGUCCACCCAAUUACAACUCUCCAAUGCAAAGAUUAAGCUCGCAGACAAGCAAGCUGCACUUGAAAAAUUACAAUGGGAGGCGAUGACGUCCAAUCAGAAAGUGGAAACACUCCAGCAAGAACUAGACUCCAUACAAGGAGGCAUUUCAUCGUUUAUGUUGGUAUUUGAAAACUUGACAAAGAAUAAUUCCAUUCCAUAUGCUGAAGAUUACGAUAUCAAACCUUGCUAUUUGGACCAGCUUCCUGAUAUUGAUGAUUUAGAUGACAGGGAGAUGCAAAAAAUGGAAGAAGCAAGAGAAGCUUACAUUGCUGCUGUUGCUUCUGCAAAAGAAAAGCAAGAUGAAAAAUCUAUUGCUGCCGCAGCCAGUGCCAGAUUGCAUCUUCAAUCAUUUGUUUUCAGAUCCAAUAAUAUGAAAGACGGAAAGGUUUCCCCAAGACAAAUACACUAACUUCUAUUCUUAUGAGCAAACACUAGAGAAAGGCAUGAAGAGCAUGUUCACGAAGAAUCAGGCAUAUCCACUUGUGCAAUAUAUUCUGCAUACACUACCCAAGACAUGACCGCACAAAGUGUGCUGAACUAUGUUGAAAGUUCUCUUUAAUUAUUAUUUUAUUUCGUGUGUGUGUGUGUGUGUGUAUGGUUGCAGUAAGUUGCUUGUCGGAACUGGAUUGUGGAUGUAUUAUGAUUAUCAGUUCUAUGGUCUUUCGUUUUUCA